AUGGCGGGACAGUUGCCGAUUAAAUUCCAAGAGCAUUUACAACUUCAAAAUGUCGGUAUCAAUGUUACGAAUAUCGGUUUUAGCUCACUUACGAUGGAAUCCGAUAAAUUUAUAUGUGUACGAGAAAAAGUUAAUGAUACAGCGUUCGUUAUUAUCAUUGACAUGGCUGAUCCAAACAAUCCGAUCAAGCGACCAAUUACAGCUGAUUCAGCCAUCAUGAAUCCAGCGAGUAAAGUCAUUGCUUUGAAAGCUGGUAAAACUUUGCAAAUUUUCAAUAUUGAAUUACGUAGCCGAAUGAAAACGUUUAAUAUGACAGAAGAUUGUAUUUUCUGGAAAUGGGUCAGUGUAAAUACCAUUGGUAUUGUGACUGAAACAUCGGUAUAUCAUUGGACUACGGAAGGUGACAGUCAACCAUUGAAGAUGUUCGAUCGCCAUCCGACUUUACAAGGCUGUCAGAUCAUUAAUUACCGUACUGAUGAUUCGUUACAAUGGCUUCUCGUAAACGGUAUCCAAGCGCAAGAAGGCCGUGUCGUUGGUCGUAUGCAACUAUACUCCAUUGAGCGUAAAGUUUCUCAACCAAUCGAAGGUCAUGCUGCUGCAUUUACUCAAUUUAAACUCGAAGGAAACAAGAAAUCAUCUACACUAUUUUCCUUUGCUGUGCGAGGACAACAAGGAGGAAAACUUCAUAUCAUUGAAGUCGGUACGCCAGCACCUGAAAAUCAACCAUUCCAGAAGAAGGCAAUCGAUGUGCAAUUUCCAGCCGAAGCGCCGAAUGAUUUUCCAGUGGCGAUGCAAACAUCGGCCAAACAUGGUGUUAUUUAUCUAGUCACAAAAUAUGGUUAUGUUCACGUUUUCGAUAUCGAAAGCGGAACAUUGAUCUACAUGAAUCGUAUUAGUGCUGAUACAAUGUUUGUUACAGCGCCCUAUGAACCAACAUCAGGCAUCAUUGCUGUUAAUCGUAAAGGACAAGUUCUGUCAGUUAGUGUUGACGAAGAGAAUGUCGUAUCUUAUAUUCAAAACACACUAGGCAAUGCUGAUCUUGCUUAUAAGAUGUCAGCUCGAUGUAAUUUACCAGGUGCCGAUCAACUAUUCGUUUCAAGAUUCACACAGCUAUUCCAAAGUGGAAACUACGGCGAAGCUGCCAAAGUCGCCGCUACAGCACCACGAGGAAUUCUUCGUACGCAACAAACAAUUCAACAAUUUCAAACAGUUCCACCUCAACCGAAUCAACCAUCACCUUUACUUCAAUAUUUUAGUAUUUUACUAGAAUCAAGCAAAUUAAAUAAGGAAGAAUCAAUUGAAUUAUGUAAACCAGUUGUCAUGCAAGGAAAAAAACAACUAUUAGAAAAAUGGUUGAAGGAAGAUAAGCUCGAAUGUAGCGAACAACUAGGUGAUCUUGUUAAAUCAGUCGAUCCAACAUUAGCUUUGUCGGUUUACUUACGUGCUAAUGUACCUAUGAAAGUCAUCCAAUGCUUUGCUGAGACAGGUCAAUAUCAAAAGAUUGUUCUCUAUGCCAAAAAAGUCAAUUACCAACCUGAUUAUAUAUUUUUACUUCGAAACAUUAUGAGAAUCAAUCCCGAGCAAGGUGUUCAAUUUGCUCAAUUACUUGUUCAAGAUGAAGAACCAAUGGCUGAUUUAACUCAAGUCGUUGACGUUUUCCUUGAACAAAACCUCAUUCAACAAUGCACAGCAUUUUUAUUGGAAGCAUUGAAGAAUAAUCGUGAAGAUCAAGGCCAUUUACAAACGCGAUUAUUAGAAAUGAAUCUAAUGCAAGCACCUCAAGUAGCCGAUGCCAUUUUGGGUAAUAACAUGUUUACUCAUUACGACAAACCACACAUUGCUCAACUAUGCGAAAAAGCUGGUUUACUUCAACGCGCACUUGAACAUUAUACAGAUUUGUAUGACAUCAAACGCGCUGUCGUACACACACACUUGCUUAAUCCAGAUUGGUUGGUAAACUAUUUCGGACGAUUGUCCGUCGAAGAUUGCGUAGAAUGUCUCAAAGCAAUGCUUCAAGCUAAUAUUCGACAAAAUUUACAAGUUGUUGUUCAAAUCGCCACUAAAUACCAUGAACAACUGGGAACUCAAAAGCUAAUCGAAUUAUUCGAAUCAUUCAAAAGCUAUGAAGUCAAACAACUUCCGUUAGUCAAACCAUAUCUACGCUCAGUUCAAAAUAUCAAUAAUAAAGCAAUCAAUGAAGCAUUAAAUAAUUUAUUAAUCGAAGAAGAAGAUUAUCAAGGUUUACGUAAUUCGAUCGAUGCUUAUGAUAAUUUCGACAAUAUAUCGUUAGCACAGCGUUUAGAAAAACACGAAUUGAUUGAAUUCCGUCGUAUUGCCGCUUAUCUUUAUAAAGGAAACAACCGAUGGAAACAAGCUGUGGAAUUAUGCAAGAAAGAUCGAUUAUAUAAGGAUUCAAUGACAUAUGCUUCCGAAUCGCGACAAAUCGAAUUAGCUGAAGAAUUAAUCGCCUGGUUUCUCGAGGAGAAAUUAUACGAGUGUUUCGGCGCAUGUCUAUUCCAAUGUUAUGAUCUCUUACGACCUGAUGUUAUUCUUGAGCUCGCAUGGCGUCAUGAUAUCAUCAGUUUUGCAAUGCCUUAUAUGAUUCAGAUAAUGCGAGAAUACAUAACUAAAGUGGAUAAACUUGAACAAUCCGAUCAACUUCGUACAGAGAAUGAAACAGCCAAUGAACAAAAACCAAUUGAUUUUAAUUCACAAGGUCCAUUAAUGAUUACCGGACCUGGUAUGGGUAGUUUUCAACAACCAGGUUUUGGUGCUGGUGGCUAUCCUCCAUACGGUGGAGCACCUGGCUAUUCAGGAUACUAG
Messenger RNA from Adineta ricciae, 2823 nucleotides. The record is from the annotation of a GenBank genome assembly. Lineage: Eukaryota; Metazoa; Rotifera; Eurotatoria; Adinetida; Adinetidae.